Molecule: messenger RNA, 3961 nt
Organism: Biomphalaria glabrata
Lineage: Eukaryota; Metazoa; Mollusca; Gastropoda; Planorbidae
Product: equilibrative nucleoside transporter 3-like
Exons: 14
Coding region: 290-1627 (445 amino acids)
Biological process (GO): nucleoside transmembrane transport
Cellular component (GO): plasma membrane
Molecular function (GO): nucleoside transmembrane transporter activity
Source: RefSeq, a predicted model, not a curated record
UAAAUAAGUUGUUUCAUUUGUUAUCUAUUGGAAGUGUUUGUUUUGUUGAAAUACAUAAGUAGAGCCAGCCUAGGUCAAACAGAGAUGAUGAUGUGCACUGAUUACAUCUGUGUGUUUUAGUCUGACACUUGUUUAUCUUCUUAAGUCUCAGUAAGCUAGUCAUUUCAUAUGUUUAGAGUAUUAGUUUAGUUUUUGUGGUACAGCCACUCUAUAGCCAUUUUGCUACAGCAGUCCUGUAGACUAUGAUGGCCUUAUUUCCAACCAAGAGCUAGAUGAUGAUGUAGAACUCAUGGAUUACGAUAGUGAUCAUGGUAAACAUUCAGAAGAGAAUCCUUUAAUUAGGUCUUCUUAUUCUGAACCUCAGGACAAGAAGUAUGGAGUUUUGUUUAUCUUUGGAUUUCUGGGACUGGCAUCACUUCUGCCAUGGAACUUCUUUAUUACAGCAAAAAAAUACUUUGACUACAAAUUUAGAAAUACAAGUCUGCCUAGCAAUGUAUCAUUUGACGAUGAAGCCCAUAUCACAUCCAUGCAGAAAGAGUUUGAAAGCUACCUUUCCAUAGUAUCUAAUGGAUCAAAUUUGGUCUUUAUGAUUCUAACUGUUCUUCUUGUCAGGGCAAUUGUUGUAAAAUAUAGAGUGUUGGCCUCCACUCUUCUUAUUACAGUCAUUUUCAUAGUGACUUCAACAUUGACUGAAAUCAACACGGACACAUGGCAAGAAAAUUUCUUUGUAUUUACCCUUGUAGCAGCCACCUUGAUGAGUGGUGCACAGUCAGUUUUAACUGGUUCAGUCUUAGGUUUAUCAGCUGUUUUUCCACCAAUCUAUUCACAAAUGACUAUGAUUGGACAGGCUGCAGGAGGAACAUUCUCAGCUCUAUGCAGCAUUCUAACUCAUACCACUGGAGGGGAUCCCGUCACUAGUGGCCUUAUUUUUUUUCUCAUCGCAACAGUUAUCACAGUUCUUUCAUUUGUAGCUUAUAUAGGAUUGCAUUUUCUGAGUUUUUCAAGAUAUUACAUGAUCUCGUUAGCCAACAAUAUUAAUAAAGCCAAUGAUGAUUUACAAGUCACAAGUGGAGAGGUCAUUGAUAAAGUAGCAUAUUUUCGUGUGAUUUUAAAAAAGAGUUGGAUAUAUUGUCUUAGUGUGUGCUUAGUUUUUCUUGUUACUCUUUCAAUCUUUCCUGCUGUUUGCUCAUUAAUCAAACCAAUUAGUAAGCAGAAAUCACAGUGGUCUGACUACUUCACGCCAGUUAUAUGUUUUCUUUUGUUCAAUGUCGGAGACUUUGUUGGAAGGUUGAUAACAUUUAUCUGUAAAUUUCCAGGCAGCCAUCGCCCAGGUCUACUUCUGUUCUUCUGUAUACUUAGAAUUGGUUUCAUCCCAUUGCUUAUGUUGUGUAAUGCCCAGCCCAGAGAACAUCUACAUGUUCUCCUCAACGAUGAUGCUUAUCCCAUAGUUCUUAUAUCACUGCUAGGGUUGACCAAUGGAUAUUUAGGAACCCUGUGUAUGUCGUUUGGACCAUUGACAGCAGAAGAUGAGCAUCUUGAAGGAACUGGCAUCAUGCUAGCCUUGGCUAUGACUGUAGGGUUAGCUGGUGGCUCUGGCCUGUCAUUUUUACUAGUUAACCUUCUCUGAUCCUUUCAUAUUUGUUAUUGUGUUGUUUAUCUUGAUGACCUGUUGUUUAUAGGCGAAGUAAAUAAUUUACGUUGGUAAACUUUUGUUUUACCACAUCUUAUUAUACUUGUGCAAUAAAAACUCUCUGCUACUCUGUAUGAGUAUUUAUGUAAUGUUUACAUCAAUUCUUGGGCAUACUUUCUAGUGUACGCAUCAAACUAUCAGCAGAUUUCUGGAAUUAGGUCUUUUUGUUAUUUCAGAAAUGUUGAUUUAAUGUAGCUAAUGUUGCCAUAUAAUAAAUAAUGUGAUAAUAUAUUGUGGACACAUGUCCAAAAGAAGUUUAUUUAAAAAUGUUAUUUUCCAAUGUAAAGUUGCAUACUUAUUUUAUUUUUGUGAUUUUAAAUGCCAAGGUUAAUAGCUACUCAUUUGUUGUGGACAGGUUCUGUUUAGUUGUUUUAAGUACUGGUAAAUUAUCAGAGCAUGGGAUGGGUUGCCUGAAUCAGCCAGGAAAAUCAACGACUGGCAGAGAUAAAGUCACUGAUUAACAUGCAUGACUAGAUAGACAGGAACACACCUAGGACAUAAUCGUCUUCUCUUUUGAAGUAACAUCUUUAAUCUAUAAGAAAAGAUAAAUAAAUAAGAUUAUUUUUAGCUGCUUGUUCAAUCAUCCCCAAUAACAACACACACACAUCUCCAUACCAGGACAAAAAAGAAAAAAUUAAAUUCCUAUACUGAGCAAUAAUUACUUUGACAUCUAUAAUUAGAAUUUAAACAUUUAAUAAUAUAAAUUGUUUUAACAAACUGUAUUGAUUCUACAGAAUUGUCUAGACAUUAACAGGUUCCAUGUAGAAAUAUCAAUUCAGUCAAUGUUUUAAAGAAUUCUAGAUAAUUUAUGUUUAGUAUGAAGAUAAACAAUAGUAUGGUAAAUAUAAAACACAUUCUACUACAAUUAUUAAUUGACCAAUUUGUAUUUAUUGUACUGCAUCAAAUCAAAUUUUCCUAUAGGCCUAUAUGCUGGCUAUAUUUUCUGUACAUGUUUUCUUUGUAUUAGUCUAUUAGCUCUAGUUAAAACAGGGUUGGACAUUUAUUGUCAAAUGUGUAUGUACAUUGAUUUCUUUUUUCAUUCCUUAUAUAUUCCUUUCAUUCCUAUAUAUAUGUAUAUAUACAGUGCUUUUUUUGUGGCUGUACGUACACAGAGGUACGGCGUACCAGCACCUUUUUCAAUGUUGGUUAAAAUGAUUACUUUUCUUGUAUUUUAAUGCUUAUUAAUUUAUUAUAUUAUUAAUUUGUUAAAAUCUGCGUUUUUUUUUAAUUGCGCACAAUAAUAAUUAAAAUAUAAAUGCAAAACUGCUUAAUAAAGUAAUAAUAAAACAGUCUAAGUUGAUUAAUUAUAAAUUAAAAUUGUUUUAGACAUUUAGCAUCUUUGCAGUUGUGAUGUAGCUUGCAUCGAGGUGCGAACUGGUUGUUAAAAGUUAGGCAAUCCAUCACUGAGUACCAGCACCAUAUAUAUAUAUAUAUAUAUAUAUAUAUAUAUAUAUAUAUAUAUAUAUAUAUAUAUAUAUAUAUAUAUACAGUGCUUUUUUUUGUAAAAUAAAUAAGUGCUGGUACUCAGUGAUGGAUUGCCUAACUUUUAACUACUAAUAAAUUAAUAAUAUACGUUAAAAUACAAGAAAAGUAAUAAUUUUUCCCCCACAUUCAAAAAGGUGAAGGUACUUUGUACUGGUGCGUACCGUCACAAAGUAUAUAUAUAUAUAUAUACACAUUGUAAAAUGUAAGGAAAUCUUGGUCAAAUGAUAUUGAUGUCUUGUAAGUAAAAUUUAACUUAAUUAUGAACAUGUGUACAAAUUCUGAUAAAGAUUUAGAAUGCUAAACAUAUUUGAGAAGUACAAUGACAUGUGUCAUGGCUUAGAUAUUUUGUAAAUUUUCAUGUUGUACUGUCAAAAUGUUGAAAACUUUCUGCUCUUCUAACAAUGAACCAUGGCAUAUACAAACGUCUUUCUGUUUUUAUUUCAUGUGCCACACAUCCUGUACAUUUGAAAAUCUGUAUGAUUGGUUGUUGUUGUUUUUUUAAGACUACGUAUUAAAUAGUUUUAGACAAGACCUGCUUUGAAAAAUUAAUCCUUAACUUUUUUAAGUUUGCAUGCUAGAUACCGGUAUAGCAAUGUUUAUCGAUAAAUAAAGCCCCAGUAUAUACUAUUUUUAAAGCAGGCCUUGUUACUUUCAGAGUAUCGUACUUAUAUUAGUUCAAUAGUUAUGUACAGUAGUUCAUGAAAUGAAUGCAUUUGAAAAUAUUUUUCUUUUUACAUUAUUGUUCUAUCUGGAAAAAAAACAUGAAUUAAAGUUUUUAUAUAAUUA